Messenger RNA from Mizuhopecten yessoensis (Yesso scallop), 4294 nucleotides. RefSeq names its product homeobox protein DBX1-A-like. Lineage: Eukaryota; Metazoa; Mollusca; Bivalvia; Pectinida; Pectinidae. Gene Ontology annotation, biological process: regulation of transcription by RNA polymerase II. Gene Ontology annotation, molecular function: DNA binding; DNA-binding transcription factor activity, RNA polymerase II-specific. The coding region runs from base 434 to 1429 and encodes 331 amino acids. The record is from RefSeq and is a predicted model, not a curated record. The transcript has 4 exons.
UCUAAAUGGACAGAAAGAUAGCUAUUAUAUUCAUGAUCGGUUAUAAUUGUGUCUCGUGUCCCAAAAGUCAACACUUUCAAUAAUUUCCUUAAAGGGAGCUGAUGGUUAUUUGAUGUGAUAAGAUUUAUAUCUUCUCUAGAACGCUAUACGGUUGCAUUUAUCUUAUCAAGACGAUGGAUCAGGCUGCAGACAUUUAUUACGUAUUGUUUAACAACGGGACUGACAAUCAAAGGUAAUUAAUUACCCACUGGACAUUUAACUCACUGGGAUUAUUGGGAUAUCAACAGAAACAUAUCCGAAGUCAUAAUUUAAUUAUUUUGACUGAAAAAAUAUUAUUACACAGUGAAGUGCUAUAGGCUGUUGAUAAACUGAUACAUAUCACGAGGAUUGAAAGCUGUGCGAUACUACAAGUUGAACUCAUCAGAUUAUUAAGAUGUUUCCUAAUUUGAUAAGCCCGUCGCCUCUCUACCACACAUUUUUUCGGACGGCACAUUUAGCAGGACAGCCCAAUGCUACUGCUGCUUCAGCCUCGUUUCUUGUGGAGAACCUUUUAAGAGACAGAAGUCAUGCCCUGUUAUCAAGAAACGGUCCGGGGAGUACGGGAAUGGUUCCCCACCCUGGGACAGGACAGAGUCAGGACGAACACAUUGCACCCUCGUCAAUCGGUGGUCAAAACCCGACCCCGUAUCUUAAGUUCGGCGUGAACGCUAUACUUGGAUCCGGAAGUGAGCAGACGUCAAAAAUCAGUGAUAACACGCCAUUGACUCCAGGAAUGGGUAGCAGUAACCCCAGGUCUGCGUCCUCAACACCCCCUUCCACGUGCACGAAAAGCUCGGGGUAUGGCGGUCAACACUUUGGUUGUCAGGGAUGUUCCCUGCGCCACCCGUCCGUAUACGACAGUCAAUUCUCCGGCUUUCUCCGACAUCCCUACCUUACCGCUCCUCCACUCCUUCCGGUGCCCAACGCCUUUUCUUUUCUGACAAACAUGCGAGGGAAACCACGGAGAGGAAUGUUACGGAGAGCUGUGUUCUCAGACAUGCAGAGGAAGGGACUGGAGAAAAUGUUCCAGAAACAGAAGUAUAUCAGCAAACCCGACAGGAAAAAGUUAGCGGCAAAACUUGGACUUAAAGAUUCACAGGUGAAAAUAUGGUUUCAAAACAGACGAAUGAAAUGGAGGAACUCCAAGGAAAGAGAACUUUUGUCGUCCGGUGGAUCACGUGACUCGACACUUCCUACUAAGGACGAUGAGACAGACUCUCAGUUCGACCAACCGUCAAAAGACGACGACGACGAUGAACUAAUGAACGAGUCGUUGAAUACCGAUAAUAACAGUGCUUUGGACUUAUCAUCAGACAUUCCGAAGAGAGAGGACGGGAGCGAUGUGGUAGAUUCGUCUGACGACGACGAUGGUUUAAUAGACGUGUCAUAACGACUGGUGCGUGUUCCGUAUACAAUGUGACGACAAGUGUAACUGUAACUGCAUUGCAAUGAUGUCAGUUGUACCAUUUUAAUGGUGUCAGAUUUUAACAUUGUAACGAUGUCUGAUAUAACAUCGUCAUGAUGUCAGAUGUUACGUCGUAUUUAUUUCAGACGAAAUAUCGUUUGAUGUCAGAUGUUACAUCGUAUUUAUGUCAGACGAAAUAUCGUUUGAUGUCAGAUGUUACAUCGUCAUGAUGUCAUGAUCAGAUGUUACAGCAUAAUGAUGCCAGGUUUAACAUCGUCAUGAUAUCCGAUAUAACAUCGUUACACAUAUUGCUAGUCCGAUUAAUAUAUACCUGUAUGAUAAAUGUAUAAAGUAUUGAUGUAUCUAUUUGACUUCUUCAGGCAUACCGGUCGUAUAGCAAGAUCGCUGUAACGCAUUGGAUUUGAAAUAUGGAAAUAUAUCAUAAAUCAAGAUACGAAACUAGGAGAUAUUUAUGAUUUUGUAUAUAUUUAAAUAUCUAAUUAUGACACACACGUAUACUAUAUAUCAGAACAACGGACACAUUUGUCUUCACACUACAGUCAAAUCAACAUUAGACUUUUCCCCAUACCAUUCGUGUUACUUCUACCAUGGUGAGCUCCAUACACAACUCACGUUACAUAUUGCAAUAUCAUAAAACUUGGCUGAAUAGACAAAAGGUCACGCGUGAUAUAUAUAUCACGUAUUCCCUGGUAAUAUUAGUAUUAAUCGUACCUAAUCGCAUGAUACGUAUACCGGUGUUUGAUACUUACCAUUUACCAAGGCUGACACAAAUAUUCCGGAAAAAACGAUAUAUCGCAAUACAAAGACAUAUCGUAUCGUACAUGUAACGCAAUAUAGAAAUAAAAUUUUGCCAAACAGUAAUAUUUUUAAAAGUUGAAUUUUACGCAUGUGCAAGGUGUUUUUACUUUUCAAAAUAUUUCCCAUUCUAACAGAUAUGCCAAUAACCAUUAACAGGGUAUUGUGAUUGGAAUCUGAUGAAAUUUCAUAAUUUAUUGUUAGUAAAAUCUGUGUGAUCCAUUUGAUAUAUGUUUCAGUUUGAUAACAAUUGACAAAAACUUAUUUUCAAAUAGAGCACCAUUUUUCUCUGACAAUGUAUCGGGAUACGUAUCACAAUACAUUCCUACUGUAUUGCAAUAUAUCGUGAUAUACUCCUGGCGUAUUGUGACACCCCUACAACUAAAAUGUAUUUACAUUGUAUGUACCGGCACACCUUCAUUAAACAGUAAUAUAACUAUAAACAAAAUACAACAAGUCAUUUCAGUUUAAUUCAUAAUAUACCGGUGAAAGUAUCACCCAUUAAACGUAGAAAUUACAAAAUGUAAUAUACACAGUGAAAUAUAUUCAUAUAUAUUUUAAUUGUCUGCCAAAAAGCCAAACAUAACUCAUGUAAGGUCUGCAGCAUUACCUGAUAACAAGUAAUUUUAGAACAGCAAUUAUUUUGUUUAGAUUAAUAGUUCUAGUUCAUGUUUAAACCAGGUAUUUAUCAGUUUAAAUAUAUUUUCAUUUUUUUUCAUGAAUUGAAUAAAUCCACGUUCAUAUAUAUUAAUAUUGAUUUAGAAAUAAACACUUUUGUCGAUAAUUCUAAUUAAGCUGUAUGUAUACAUAUAUGCGUCACUGGGCAAAGAUCAAUAUCAUUAUUUGUGUUUUAUUGCUGUUAAUUCAAUUUAAUUGUGAUAUUUCUAUCACAACGAGCCAUCUGUUGCCAAUGUACUUUACGUUAUUUCAACGACUCUAUCAGGUUAUAAAAAUAAUUCAUCCUACUAUACAAAGCUAUGCGUCGUCCUAUUAAAAUAACACAGGCUGCUUCAGCAUCAGUGUGGGGCAAUUAAUCGAAAUAUGAAAUUAAUCUUUUUGGACAACACAAUAACAUCAUCAAUGAUAUAUGUAUUAAAUAUAAUAUUAUGUUGUAAUCCUUACCAUAUACAUAUUACCAUUAAAAACAAAAGGCUCCCUAGGAUGAAAUCUCUGCUCCGUAUAAACAUAUUCGUACUGGACAAGUGGAAAUUAAAUUGUCGCGAUGGUAGUAGUGAUCGCGUUUUUAUCGCGUUGGAAAAUUAUCUCGAAAAUAUUUUCACGAAUAUAUAUGUUGAUACUAUAUAGGUUAUAGAUAUAUAUAAAUAUCUAUAAAAUAUCUAUAUAGUCCGUUAUUCAUUUUCAUUCUGCGAGCUGUUUAGAGGGACAAACCGCGAAUAGUUCGCCAACGCGACAAUUUCCACUUUUGCAGUAUUUGAGAGAGAAUUAUAACAAAUCUUCAGAAAGUGCUGUUUAAAAAUUACAUAUAUGAUAGUUAAAAUUGUGAUUUAUUUAUAUGAUGCAUAUCUGGGGUUAUUCAUUUACGAGUUCAAUUUAUAGUAUAUAAUAAAUGGUUGUCUGUCAUGAUAUUUAUCAAACGAACGUUAGGUUAGUGGGCGAAUGUUAUUUUGCAGAAGAUUAUAGUUAGGAUUAGCUUGUCAGAAUAUUCCAUUACGUUUAUUUCUUACCAAUUUUUUGUCAUUACAUAAUGUAUAAGAAUUUGAUACGUAUGAAUAUUGAUGGUGCAUUAUGUCCAUGAACCUGAUAUCAGGUACUGUCCUUGUCCGGGCCAAAACGAUUCAUGAAGUCCUACUUAGGAAGGCAGAAAGCAUUUAACACAUACAUCAUCAUUGAUAUAAUUGAUUUUCCCCAGAACUACUUAUACAUGUAUGCUAUUUAUUUGCUGAAGAAUGAAAAUGUAAAGUAAACUAUUACAUUUCGUCGUUAUACAUGUUUUGUAUAUGUUAUUGUUCGAGCGUCGAGCCCCGAUUUAGUAAUCAGCAUUGUGACGUAAGAGAGACCAUUAAAUCCUUAUUA